Messenger RNA from Paramecium pentaurelia, 478 nucleotides. The record is from the annotation of a GenBank genome assembly. Lineage: Eukaryota; Ciliophora; Oligohymenophorea; Peniculida; Parameciidae.
AUGGGCAAAGUAGAAUUGAAUGGUGAGGAUGGCACAAUGAACAUAAUUGUUUUACAGCUAUAAUUUAUCUCACUUAUCUGUAUAAAUAAAAUUAUGUCUAAAAAGCUAAAGAAGGAGGUGUGUUGGCUAAAAUAGGUAUGCAAAAAUAUGGAAAUAAUGGAAGUAGGAAUGUAUCCAUAUUAUCUGCCAUUUUCAAUUGGAGAACAGUUCAGUUCGGUUGUGGAGAAAUAGUUGAAGCUACACUUCAUUUUGUAAGGAGGAUUAUUAAUAAUAGAGGUUGCUUAAAGCAAUGAACAGAAAUAUUUUCGCUGAGUGGAAGGGACAAAUGUUCAAAUAAAUCUUAAUUUUUCUUAAGGGAAUUGAUAUCAAUAAUUCAUUGAACCAUCCAGUAUGUAAUUUUCCAGCGCUAUUAGGUAGAUAGGAUGAAAAUAUGAAAUCUUUAGAAUACAUUGCAAUCAGCUAUAAAGCUUAUUAUUGA